AUGGAGCUCUUUCUGUUUCUCACGACUGUGUUGCAAAACCUGAAUCUGAAAACGUUCCAGGUCCGGGAGGAGAUAGACAUUUUGCCAGUAGUGGAGGGUGGCGGAAAGCGUCCCCCGCGCUACCGGCUUUCUGUGGCUCCACGUCCGGCUCUGCAGCGCGCCCGGUCCAGGCGCAAAGCGGAGGCGCCCUGCAGCAGCCCCGGCGCCCCCAUGGCUCUGCCCGCCUUGCUGCUCCUCUGCCUGGCCCUGCUGCUCGCCCUGGCCCGGCGCAGGCGCGCCCAGGCGGCGGCCCCGCUGCCCCCCGGGCCGCCCCCGCUGCCUCUGCUGGGCAACUUGCUCCACGUCGACGGCUGGGACAUCAUCCCGACCUUCCGCCGGCUCCAGGAGAAGUACGGGCCGGUGUUCACCUUCUACAUGGGGCCCCGGCCAACCGUGGUGCUGUGCGGCUACGAAGCCAUGAAGGAAGCAUUCACAGAUAAUGCCGAAGCGUUUGGCGGGAGAGCUCCGAUACAGGCCCUGGGCGAUACCAUUUCCAAGUACGGAGUGGUCAGCACCAAUGGGGAGCGCUGGAAGCAGCUCCGUCGCUUCACUCUCACCACCCUGAGGAACUUCGGGAUGGGGAAGAGAUCCAUCGAGGAGCGGAUCCAGGAGGAGGCCCGGUUCCUGGUGGAAGCGCUGCAGGAGACGCAAGGGCAUCCCUUUGACCCUACCUUUUACCUCAGUCAUGCCGUCUCCAACAUCAUCUGUUCUAUUGUGUUUGGCAACCGGUUUGAAUAUGAGGACAAGAACUUCACCACUUUGCUUGAGCUGAUCAAUACAUCUUUCCGGCUCAUGUCAUCCCCCGGGAUGCAGAUCUUUAAUGCUUUCCCGUGUUUGAAGCGGAUCUUUCCCAGUCCCCAUCGCAGACUAUCCAAAUGCUUCGAUGACAUCAUCAGCUUCGUCCUGCAGAGGGUCCAGAUGCACCGCGAGUCGUUCGAUCCAAAUUGCCCUCGAGACUUUAUUGACUCUUUCCUCGCCAAAAUGGAGCAGGAGAAAGAGAACCCGGUUUCUGAAUUCCAUGACAUGAACCUGGCUAUUACGGUUUUCAACCUAUUCUUUGCAGGGACGGAGACGGUCAGCAUCACCCUCCGAUAUGGGCUUCUCAUCCUCCUCCGGCACCCAGAGAUAGAAGCAAAGGUCCAAGAGGAGAUUGACCGGGUCAUCGGGAGGAACCGGAGCCCCUGCAUGGAGGACCGGAUCAAGAUGCCCUACACAGAUGCGGUUGUCCAUGAGAUCCAGCGGUUUGGGGACAUACUUCCUGUGGUGACUUCUCACUUAAUGACCCGUGACACCACAUUUCGGGGAUACAGCCUUCCCAAGGACACUGUGGCUGGGGUUUUCUUGACGUCUGUCCUGCAGGACCCUCAGUACUUUGAGACACCCAAGAAGUUCAAUCCUGGGCACUUCCUGGAUGAAAACGGGGCCUUCAAGAAGAGUGAGGCAUUCCUGCCGUUUUCAUCAGGGAAAAGGGUUUGCCUCGGUGAAAGCUUGGCCCGCAUGGAGCUCUUUCUGUUUCUCACGACUGUGUUGCAAAACCUGAAUCUGAAAACGUUCCAGGUCCGGGAGGAGAUAGACAUUUUGCCAGUAGUGGAGGGUGGCGGAAAGCGUCCCCCGCGCUACCGGCUUUCUGUGGCUCCACGGUAAAUGGGCCCUGCUGAGCAAGAGCAGGGGGGAGGGGAGGGGAAAUGCAUGGUGGGUGUUGCUGCUUAGUUUGAACAUCUUCUGUCUCCAGUUGGAAGAUAACAUCAUACAUCUAAACACAACAGUGCCUUCCGAUGGAGCUCGGCUAUACGAGAUUUGCUCAAAAAAGUCCCAGCUCUGAAUAAUGUCUCAGAAAUUUACAUUAAUAAAGAGUCUUAUCUGUC
Messenger RNA from Elgaria multicarinata webbii, 1904 nucleotides. Its product is annotated as cytochrome P450 2H2-like. The transcript is spliced from 10 exons. The record is from RefSeq and is a predicted model, not a curated record. Gene Ontology annotation, cellular component: intracellular membrane-bounded organelle; cytoplasm. Bases 1 to 1683 code for a protein of 560 amino acids. Gene Ontology annotation, molecular function: heme binding; iron ion binding; arachidonate epoxygenase activity. NCBI's taxonomy places the organism in Eukaryota, Metazoa, Chordata, Lepidosauria, Squamata, Anguidae. Gene Ontology annotation, biological process: epoxygenase P450 pathway; xenobiotic metabolic process.